AUGAAGGACUGUUCUCUAACAGGAAGCAAAGAGUCUCGUGAUAACGAUAUUGGAGAAUCAGAGGCCAUUCCCGCCGCCAAGGAUGAUGAGGAAGAAGAAUUUGUUUUUCGACUUUUCAGCAAAGCCCCACCAAGCCAAAAGGUUGUUCUGGAGGAAGAUCAUGGACCAACAGGCGAUGGAACUUUUGUGAGCGGUCGACCACUCAGUUACUAUGUGGUUAAAAACGUCUCUGCAGAACGAAAGCAUGAGUAUACUGUAGCAGCAGUAAGUGGGGAUCAAGUGUUGGCAAGAUCACACGUCAGGGCUUGGGGCCUCGAGGUUCCUCGGAAGGUUACGAAACUCGCUAUUACUCGAAAGGCCAGGGCGAAUGAAAAACGGGCACAGGAUGAAGUGGCACAAACAAAACGGCGACCAGGAAAGAAACAACGGAUAUCCUUAAGAAAACGAAUAAAGGAAAUGGAAGAGAGGAAAGCAGCCGAGGUAAAAAAACUGGCCGAGAAAGAGGAGCAUGUAAAAGACAAGAAGAAGAGGAUGAAUCGUCUGAAGAAGCUACGAAAAAGGGCAAAAGCAAAAGGGCAGAAACAAGCAUUGAAAGAGGGAGAUGCGGAUCAUGACUCUAAUGCAGAUUUGUCGGGUUCUGAGUGA
Molecule: messenger RNA, 645 nt
Organism: Fusarium musae
Lineage: Eukaryota; Fungi; Ascomycota; Sordariomycetes; Hypocreales; Nectriaceae
Exons: 1
Coding region: 1-645 (214 amino acids)
Source: RefSeq, a predicted model, not a curated record